Drosophila bipectinata is the source of this 2207-nucleotide messenger RNA. RefSeq lists its product as uncharacterized. The record is from RefSeq and is a predicted model, not a curated record. NCBI's taxonomy places the organism in Eukaryota, Metazoa, Arthropoda, Insecta, Diptera, Drosophilidae. Gene Ontology annotation, biological process: signal transduction; phosphatidylinositol phosphate biosynthetic process; inositol metabolic process. Gene Ontology annotation, molecular function: inositol monophosphate 1-phosphatase activity.
AGAUAAUCCGUGAGGCACGGACCCAGAGGCAUAAUGGAGCCCAACAAGGAGCCUCCAAAGGAUUCGCAGCCAAAUGCGGCGACCGGCUUCGGAUUGGAGGAACACGAAGCCACGGGCACUGAUCCACGGGUGAGCGCCUUCCGGACGGGCGAGGACAAACGCCGGGCCUCAGUGGGUUCAAAGUCGCAAACUCGCAUCCAUCCCCAAGCUAUAGUCAAUACUAAUGCGUCCCCGGCAGCGGCAACGGUCGCCCCCUCGUCCACAUCCGAGUCCCCUGCCGAGCUUGCAGGAUCUCCUUCCCAACAGAAGCGCUCGUCUGGCUCGAAUGCAGCGGUUAAUUACGGUAUGGAGGAGGAGGAUGCCACUGCCCAGCAUCCCCGGGUGAGGAACAUCCAGAGCGAACAUUUUCGUCGCAAUCGCUCGACAACAUCGAUGUCCGUAUUGAAGUCAGCAGCCGUGCCGGAGCCUAAUCCGAAGCCAGACCGCCAGUCCGAAAUUGAAUCCUCCGAAACGGACGAUAAGCGGGACACCCUGUCACCUAGUCAGCCAGAGGCACCUGUGCAAGUUUCCAAUGAGAUAAAAGAGCCAGAGCCGGUGUUCAGGCAAGCGUCCAUAAGACCAGAGCCGGAAGCAGCGCCAAUACUACCACCGACUCCUCCAGAGCCCGCGCCCAAGUCUUUGGACUUUACACCGAAGCAAGAAUUUGCGGAACCCCCGCAAAGGAUCGAGGAUGUGCCGUUGCCACCGCCCACAAUGCCGGCCGAGGACGAAGACUUGGACGACGCGCAAAGUGCUUUGAGCAAACUGACCAAUACGGAUGUAACCUUUGAUCCCUCGAAGGCCUACGCCUCCAAGGGGACCAACACCUCGCCCGAUCCAUCCGGAUUAAUAUAUACAGAGGAAAGCGAUGCAUAUGCCAGCGACGAGGAAGAGGAGGAAAACCUUCCAGAUGUGGUUCCUGCCGAGAAUCUGGACCAGCUCUUCCUGUUGGCCUGCCGAGAGGUGCGAAUGGUGGGUACCAUUGCCCUCACAGAAAGCAACAAGGAGGAGAACAAGCAAAUCGCCAACAGGAGUCCUAACCAGCAUGCGAUAUCUCCAGCCGGCAACGCCGUGGAGGAACUGUUCAUCGGGGCCAUAAGUUCAAGAUAUCCGGAUCACAAAUUUAUUGCCGAGGAGCGAAUAUCAAGGUCUGAAGAUGGCAUUUGCGAGUUGACGGAUGAUCCUACUUGGAUCAUUGAUCCCAUCGAUGGCACCGUCAACUACGUCCAUCAGUUUCCCUACUACUGCAUCUCCGUGGCUUAUUUGGUCAACAAGCAGACCCAGUUUGGCAUCAUCUACAAUCCUCCGAUGAAGAACAUGUAUACGGCUCAGCUGGGAAAGGGUGCCAGGAUGAAUCGCCAAAAGAUUCAGACCACCGGACAGAGGGAGCUAUCCAAUGCGUUGGUUCUGCAGGAUUACGGCACUUCGGACGAUGAAGAGCGUCGAAGGGCAGCCAAGACGAAUGCAGAUACUCUUUCCGGGAGGGUGCAAGCAUUGCGCGACGUUGGCUCUCCGGCUAUGUGCCUGGCCUUGGUGGCCUCUGGAGUGGCGGAUGCCUACUUCAACUUUGGCCUUCAUUGUUGGGACAUGGCCGCUGGGAUUCUUUUAGUUACCGAGGCUGGCGGUAAGGUAAUGGAUCCGGCCAACACUAACCUCGACAUCAUGGCCCGUCGCUGCCUGGCGGCCUCUUCCGAGCACCUGGCCUUGCAACUGGGGGGAAGUCUGCAGCAAACCUAUCCGAGGCCACGCGACGACGAGCCAAGAAUCAAAAGCCAAGAUCCAGAAGGAACGGGUGCUGAGAUGAGGGAUUUCAGUGGACAGACCGAUUUCCCAGAAACUGAAGAGUCAUCUGGCACGGAUGAGGCCAAUAGAACGUACGUCGCUUAGUUCCCAGACAACUGCCCGCCAGGAAGUCCAAGUUAACACGGCGGAUAAAUUUUCGUUGUAUUAGAAAUACAAGAACAUUAUGGUUUUUAUUUAAAUGAAGUGAAUAUGGUAUUGGAUUGGAACCGAAAAUUCUUAAUUAUGAGCUUUUAAAAUUUCAAAAACCUGCCAACAAAAUUUGGGAUCAUAAAGCCUAGUUGUCUGUUGUCUCAAAUUUUGUUCAUAAUCCAAGUUUUUACAAAAGUAUAACCAAUUAUACGCAUUUUCUCAGUUUAUUAACCAAA